This is a messenger RNA of Centruroides sculpturatus (bark scorpion), 1361 nucleotides long. Its product is annotated as histone-lysine N-methyltransferase SETMAR-like. The coding region runs from base 127 to 1155 and encodes 342 amino acids. Lineage: Eukaryota; Metazoa; Arthropoda; Arachnida; Scorpiones; Buthidae. Gene Ontology annotation, molecular function: nucleic acid binding. The record is from RefSeq and is a predicted model, not a curated record. The transcript has a single exon.
CUGAAGUGUUAUUUCUUUCACAUGUGUAAAAUUUCGACGUUGUUUGACAGAAGGGAUCUCAGCUAGUAUUUGAGAAUAAAGUUGUCUUACUUAGUUGUGUUUUUAAAAUUUUGUUAAGCAUUACAAAUGGCAGAAAAUAAGGAGCAUUUUCGACAUAUUAUGCUUUUUUAUUUCCGAAAAGGCAAGAAUGCUUCGCAGACACAAAAAAAGAUAUGUUCUGUGUAUGGUGAGGGAGCCAUUGAUGAUUCCACGUGCCGUAAGUGGUUUAGAAAGUUUCGUGAAAGCAAUUUUAACCUUAGCGAUGCACCACGUUCUGGACGACCAGCCGAGGCUGAUGACGACAAAAUAUUGGCACUAAUUGAAAGUGAUCGACACAAAACAACUCGAGAGAUUGGAGAAAUUCUUGGAAUCAAUCAGUCAACAGUGUCAAGGCGAUUACAUCAACUUGGAAUGGUAAGCAAGGCCGAUGUAUGGGUGCCGCACGAGUUAACAGAAAAAAAUUUGAUAGACCGAAUUUCUGCUUGCGAUUCUCUAUUGAAGCGCAAUGAAAUUGACCCAUUUUUAAAGCGAAUCAUUACAGGUGAUGAAAAAUGGAUUGUGUACAAUAAUGUUAAGCGUAAAAGAUCAUGGUGUAAGCACGGAGAUGCCCCUUCAACCAGCGCAAAAGCCAGUUUACAUCCAAAGAAGGUUAUGCUAUGCAUUUGGUGGGACUGGAGGGGAAUCAUUUAUUAUGAGCUGUUACCUGAAAAUCAGACCAUUAAUUUAGAGAAAUACUGUUCACAACUAAGUGAAUUAAAGCGAGCAAUUGACCAGAAGCGACCUGAAUUAGCCAACAGAAAGGGCAUUGUGUUUCAUCAAGACAAUGCUAGACCACACGUGUCUUUGGCCACCCAACAAAAACUUUUACAACUUGAUUGGGAUGUUUUGGUCCAUCCACCAUACUCUCCUGACCUUGCACCCUCUGACUACCAUUUAUUUAGAUCACUUCAAAACAGCUUAGAUGGUAAAAACUUUACUUCCUUGGAAGACUUGAAAAAUCACCUGGAUCAGUUUUUCAGCCAGAAAUUUCAGAAAUUCUAUGAGCAUGGGAUUAUGCAGCUACUAGAGAGAUGGAGAAAGGUCAUUGAACAGAAUGGCACAUACUAUAUUGAUUAAAUGUAAGUUUUAGUAAAUUAAAUUUUUCUUUGAUUCUUUUUAAAAAAAACGGGACGAACUUUUGCAUCAACCCAAAUAUAUGAAACAAAGGACUAAUGCAAAACAUGGGAUUACAUUCCAGAAGUUAAUAAAAGUAUACUUUUCUUUUUCAUCACUAAGAGAAAUAUGUCUAUUAAAGCAGUCAAUACUUUAUUGCCGAUCAAUAA